GGCAGUCAGCGGCCAAAAUUUCCAACCAUGCAAUAGCCCUUUGGUCUAUUUAACGACUCUUCUUCUUCACUACAACUGCACGGCUUCUUCUUCUCUGUUCAAGUCCUGAACUCCUGGUAGGCUUGAAUCUUCAAUUCGCGGGACUUCUAAAUCUGUAUGGGUUGGUGAUCUUUUGGGAUCCCGUCCUUCCAUACUGAUAAUGGCGCCAGGAAGCAGCAGAAAGAUAUAUGCUGCCUCGGCAAGGUCUCACACUAGAAGAGCUAAGCAGAGCUCCGCCCUUACUCUCCCUUCAGGGAUCUUUCCUGCAGUACUUUUAGUUCUGCUCGCUGGGCUAGUGAGUUGGGGUUACCAAGCAGUCCGACCACCUCUGCCCAAGAUAUGUGGUUCUUCUGAUGGGCCGCCAGUCACAGCAUCGAGAAUCCAGCUUCGUGAUGGAAGGCAUUUGGCUUACCAAGAACGUGGAGUGUCAAAGGAUGUUGCCAAGAUUAAAGUCGUUUUCAUCCAUGGCUUAGACGUCUGCAGGCUUGAUGAUGUCAUUGCCAUUUAUACUUCUCCAGUAUGUGUGUUUAUUUGCUGUUUUGGCUUAAGCUUCGUCUUCGUCAUGCCUUCAGCUAUUACCAUCUUCUACAUUUUAAUGAUGCUUUCGAGUCAGGAACUUGUUGAGGAGUUGGGGAUGUAUUUUGUGUCGUACGACAGACCUGGUUAUGGGGAGAGUGAUCCUCAUCCAUCGAGAACAGUGAAGAGCCAGGUCUUGGACAUAGAAGAGCUUGCUGAUCAAUUGGGACUGGGGCCUAAAUUCUACUUAAUCGGUUAUUCGCUUGGCGGCCAGCUGGGAUGGGGAUGCCUGAAGUACAUUCCUCAUAGGCUGGCAGGGGUUACACUGUUAACCCCAGCUACUAACUAUUAUUGGCCUGGUUUUCCUUCCAACUUAUCUACUGAAGCCUUCUACAAACAACCACCUUGCGACUAUUGGUCUCUUCGUGUGGCUCAUUAUGCUCCCUGGUUAACUCAUUGGUGGAAUACCCAAAAAUGGUUUCCAAUUAUUGGUGCAAUAAGUAAAAGCCCUCAUACUCUUUCUCGUGAAGACAAAGAGGUUGCCGCUAAGCUUAUAGCUAAGGGAGCUCAUCAUAGAGAGCAUGUAAGGCAGCAAGGACAAUACGAGUCUCUCCAUCGUGACAUGAACUUAGGAUUUGGCACGUGGGAAUUCGAUCCUGUAGAGAUGGAGAACCCUUUCAUGGACAAGGAAGUCUCUGUACAUCUGUGGCAAGGAGACGAAGACAUUCUGGUGCCUGCUACACUGCAGCGCUACAUUGCAGAGCGCCAUUCUUCUUGGAUUCAGUACCACGAGCUGGCUGGUUCUGGGCACUUUUUCCCUCAUCUCAAUGGGAUGGCUGACAGCAUUGUGAAGACAAUGUUGAAUGACAAGCAGUAAGCUUUCACAGGCCUAAAGAGUUGUUGUUGAACCUUAGCUCUUUACCAGGCUGGUAAAUUCAAAGCAUUUGGUGAUGUUUUAGUUCCAGCUCUCGGAGCUAUAGAUUGUUGUGCAUUAUGUUAUUUAGAGUUGAGAGGUUCUGUAAAAUUGAUGUUUAGAUACAGCGCACUGAAAACUUCUGUUUUGAUCAUGGAUUUGGGCACAGGAUAAAUAGCCAACAGAGUUACAGAGAUGUAGAGAUUGGCGUUAUAAAAACAGAGUAAUUCGCCACUUUAUUUGUUGGGAUCAUUCUAUGUAGCCGUCAAUUAUGAUUUUUACAUGUUAAUUAAAAAGGAAUAAAAAUUAAUUUCUUUCAA
Molecule: messenger RNA, 1788 nt
Organism: Linum tenue
Lineage: Eukaryota; Viridiplantae; Streptophyta; Magnoliopsida; Malpighiales; Linaceae
Source: the annotation of a GenBank genome assembly